AUGGCGUACCAUGCACCCUUUUUCCCUCUGCUGAGGUGUGCAAGGCCUCUGAUGGAGCAGAUUGCCGGGAACAGCAUCAUCAGCUCCAGCCCAUCAUCAUCAUCAUCAUCAUCAAUUCAUCAUCAUUACUUCCAACAUGUCGAGAAAGAGGAAGAGGAGGAUGAGGAUGAGGAGGAUGAAGAGCCGGUGGUGCACCUGGAGGGCAUGGAGCUGUGGAGGAAGUUCCACCAGAUCGGCACUGAAAUGGUCAUCACAAAGUCAGGGAGGCGGAUGUUUCCUCCGUUGCGUGUGCGCUGCAGUGGUUUGGACCAAAGAGCGAGCUAUGUGCUGCUGAUGGACAUGGUGUCGUCGGAUGGCUGCAGGUACAAGUUUCACCACUCGCGCUGGAUCGUGGCAGGAAAAGCCGACCCAGAGCUGCCCAAGAGCAUGUACGUUCACCCGGACAGCCCGGCCACCGGAGAGCACUGGAUGUCCCGAGUGGUGACGUUUCACAAGCUGAAACUGACCAACAACAUCUCAGACAAACACGGAUUUACCAUUUUGAACUCCAUGCAUAAAUACCAGCCGCGGCUGCACGUGGUGAGAGCCGACGAUCUCCUCAAACUCCCCUACAGUGUGUUUAGGACCUUCAUGUUUCCUGAGACCGAGUUCAUCGCCGUCACCGCGUACCAGAAUGACAAGAUAACGCAGCUGAAAAUCGAUAAUAAUCCGUUCGCAAAGGGAUUCCGGGACACGGGAAACGGGAGGCGGGAGAAAAGAAAACCUGUAAUGCUGCAGUUCAAGGCCAAAGAUAUGGAACAGAAUAAAUCCGGCAGGUCCUCAGACAAUUCGUCUUCUGGUCGUCCCGGCCGUUUCCUCCAAGUUCCAACUGUCGCAACGUCAACAGUGAAAGAUCUUUGCGAGAGCGACCCUGAGAGCGACGCAGACGCGGCGAACUCGAUCCAUCAGACCAAACUCAAAUCCGGAGAAAAAAUCUCCACCACCAGCCGUAAGCCGAAAGACACUCAGCCGAUCCGAGGCAGCCAGACAGAUAAACGAUCCCGGUGCGUUGAGAAGCAGGACAGCAGCUUCUCGCUGGCGUGA
Neoarius graeffei (lesser salmon catfish) is the source of this 1083-nucleotide messenger RNA. RefSeq names its product T-box transcription factor 3b (gene tbx3b). Gene Ontology annotation, cellular component: nucleus. Gene Ontology annotation, biological process: positive regulation of cell population proliferation; positive regulation of DNA-templated transcription; cell fate specification. The record is from RefSeq and is a predicted model, not a curated record. The transcript has 7 exons. Gene Ontology annotation, molecular function: DNA-binding transcription factor activity, RNA polymerase II-specific; RNA polymerase II cis-regulatory region sequence-specific DNA binding. Bases 1 to 1083 code for a protein of 360 amino acids. Lineage: Eukaryota; Metazoa; Chordata; Actinopteri; Siluriformes; Ariidae.